This is a messenger RNA of Tetrahymena thermophila SB210, 2811 nucleotides long. Its product is annotated as REJ domain protein. The transcript has 2 exons. The annotation marks the transcript as partial. NCBI's taxonomy places the organism in Eukaryota, Ciliophora, Oligohymenophorea, Hymenostomatida, Tetrahymenidae. The record is from RefSeq and is a predicted model, not a curated record.
UAAGAUUGCUGCCAUCCAAAAUAUAUCAGUUAAUAUUUAAAUCACAGAUUUAUAUUUGCAAAUUAUCGGAGGCUCUACUCUUAAUUUAGGAUAUCAAAAUAAAACGGUCUUAAGUACAGAUUCGAGGGAUUAUGAAAUUUAAGAUCAAAAUUCCCCUUCAAAUAUAAACUUUAGUUGGAAGUGUACUAGUCUAAUCUCUAAUGACCUUAUUUGCUAUGAUUACUAGAAUAAGUAGAUCUAAUUGUAGCAAGGAAUUAGUAGUAUUACAUUUCCUGGUAAAACUUUCUAGCCAUACACAAUAAUUUAGUUAACUGUUGUUGGAUAAAAAGAUUCUAGGAAAUCAAAUUUCACUACUACUUGUAUAUUCACAGAAUUAGAUAUUCCUCCACUAAAUAUUGUAUAAACUGCAACGAGCAUAAAGAAAAAAAUUAAUUUGAAUGAUGAUCUUAAUUUUUAAAUAAUUUAUGGUGAGAAUGUUUCGUCAGAUUAUUUGUCUUAUGCAGGAGCUAUAUUAUAUGAUAAUAAUCCAGUUGCAGCUAUCAGAUUUGAUUAUUUUCAAAUUAGAUUCAGAAUUUGGAACUAUUUUUAAAAAAUAGAUCCCUUAAGGCCAACACUUUAAAUAAGAUUUUCUGUGUAUAAUCCAUUAUUUGUUAUGCCAAGCUCAUCAAUAAUUAACAUCUAAAUUAAUAUUCCCCCUCAGAAUUGCGUUUUAAAUAUAAAUCCCUUAUAAGGUAUAGCCCUCGAGACUAUCUUCUAAAUUUAAUUCUUGAAUUGUAAAGACGAAGAUCUUCCUCUUACUUACUAGUUCUUCUACUACAACAAUGCAGAUGAUGCUGAUCAAGAAUUAGUUUCUCCAUGGAAUAUAUUAAGAAGAUAAAUAUAAGAUUAAACUAUAAACAACUCAAUUUAAACAAUACUACCUACAGGAAAUCUAGUUGUUAUGGUGCAAGUUAUGGAUUCUUACCUAGGAGUAUAUAAUACCUCUUCUAUAAUAUAGGUUCAAGCUUAGAAUAAAUCAGCUGAUGAAUAUUAUAAACUUGUAAAUCAACUCACUUCAUAAGCUUUAUAGAAUAAUUAAGUCACUAACUAACUAGUGACUUUAAGCAUAAUAGCAGAAGAUAUCAGUAAAAACAAUUAACUUUCAUAACAAUUUAAUGAUUUGGUUAGUCUACUGAUUUAAAAUUUAUAGCAAUUGUCUUUCUAAAUACCUAAAUUAUCCCUUUUAUCUACAUUUGCGAACAAGGUAACUGCUUAGUUAUCCUAACUACUAUUUAACUCAUCUUAAUAAAACAAUGUUGCUGCAUAGAAAAACCAAAUAUUUGAUUAGCUGUAAACAAUACUCCAAAAUACUAAUUCAAGCAUUCAAAGUAGUAAUCUUAGUCAUUUACAAUAAAAUAACGAUAUUCAAAUUCAAAAUGUAGUAGAUUCUUUUAAAAUUUUAAACUCAAGUGUUACCUUGCAUACUAAUAACUCAUAGGAAGAUAUUUAAUCCUACGAUAAAAUAUCAAGUUAGAUUGGAAAUCUGCUUAAUAAUAUAAGUUUACCAAACUAAGGACAAAUUACACUAAAUGGUCACUUUUCAACUCUUUUGUCAGAUAAAGUAACAUAGAAAAACUUAUUCAAAUAUGUUCUAACUGUAGAUGACAACAAUUAAGUAAAUUAAACUAGCAUAUUUAGUAUCUCAAGAAAUAAUUAUAAACAAAAUAUUUAUCAAAAUACUUCAGAAUUUUAAGCAUACACAUAGCAAUUCAAAAAUAUUAGUUAAAAUUUCACUUACUCUAUGAAUGAAGUAAUAUCACCAUAGAUUUAUAAUUCUUCUUCUUAAGUAACCUUAAACCAGUCUACUAUUGUCUACUAGUUCAAUAAUACAAAUUCUAGUAAAUUAUAUAAUAUGACAUGCCUCUAAUAAAAUAAUCUUUCAUGGAGCAAAUAAAAUUGUAAUAUAAAUAAAAUUACUUAAAAUAAUUACAUUUGCUUGUGUGGAUCCUAAAAACCAACAACUAUCAUUGAAGAUAUUGAUGACUUGUUCUUAAAAAAUAAAAAUCUGUAGACAGCAUUUGGAGAAUAGGGGCUAUUAAAUAUAGCAAGCUUUGACAACUUUUAUAUGUAUGUAGUAUUUUGGCUAUUGUUAAGUUUUACAUUUAUACAAAUUUUUUUAUUUAUCAUUGGAAAAUUCUUAGACAAAUACUCAGUAAAAUUACGAUACUAAAAAGUUCAUAAUCAAGAACUAAAUAACUAAUAGUAAAAUGAAUAAUUAUAAGAAUAAACAUAACAAUAAUAAUAAUAAUAAUAAUAAAUUGAUGAAAAUAACUAAAAUAUUUGUGAAAGUUCUUAAAUGAUAAAUAAAGAUGUUAUAUUGCAUCACUCUCCUUUUACUGAUUAAUUUAAAAGUAAUUAAAAUAUCUAACCAGAAAUUGAGUAAAAUCAAUAGGUUUUAUCACCUUUUGAUUAAAAUAUAGGUAAUAGAAAAAGAAAAAAAAAAAAAUUCCUAAAGUUACAGACAUAACAAACCCAAAAAAACUUAAAUCUAUUUUAAGAAUAAAAUAUUGAAACGAACUAAGAGAAAGUCGAAUCCAAUUAAAUACAAAUAAUUAAAUAAUAAUCAAGUUCUAAUAGUGUUGAAAAAAUAAAAACUCAAGCAUGCUCAUAAAGCUAGAUAAAAUAAGUUUUAGAUGAAGAGGAAAUUUAAUAAAUUAAUGUUUAUUUGUUAUAAUAUGCUCAUAUAGCAGGUACUAAUAGCAAUAAUUAAUAGCUCAUUGAUGAAGAUCGCUUUUUUUGGAAUUCUAUUUACAUUCAAAAAAGGUUCUAUUG